AUGGCGGCGGCGGGCGGUGGCGGCCGGGGCAGCGUGGGCCUGGGCCCGUCCCCGGAAACCCCUCCGAGCGAGGAGGCGCCCAUCGCCGCGGCCCCCGCGGACCGCCCCGCUGCUCCCGCCGGACCCGAGCCGCGGAGGAAGCGCAGGCGAGUGCGGGGCCGCAGCCCCGGCAGGGUCCGGCCGGAGCCCGUCCGGCCACUCCCGGCGGCGCCUCCCGCUGCCUCACUGGCGCUCGGUCCCGGCCCCAGCCCAGCCGUGGGACAGUGCCCAGGCGGUGCCCGGCGCUCCCUAGCCCCCGGGAGGCAGUGUGGGGUCCCGCUGACCCAAAAUAAAUAGUGUUCCCUGGCAGUG
Messenger RNA from Serinus canaria (Common canary), 351 nucleotides. Its product is annotated as translation initiation factor IF-2-like. NCBI's taxonomy places the organism in Eukaryota, Metazoa, Chordata, Aves, Passeriformes, Fringillidae. The record is from RefSeq and is a predicted model, not a curated record. Bases 1 to 336 code for a protein of 111 amino acids. The transcript has a single exon.